This is a messenger RNA of Colletotrichum spaethianum, 210 nucleotides long. RefSeq lists its product as uncharacterized. The record is from RefSeq and is a predicted model, not a curated record. The coding region runs from base 1 to 210 and encodes 69 amino acids. The transcript has a single exon. Lineage: Eukaryota; Fungi; Ascomycota; Sordariomycetes; Glomerellales; Glomerellaceae.
AUGGGAUUCCGCGACAGGGGUCGUAGUCGGACGCCAUACCGUACAGAUGCGGUUGCCAUUCGAGAGCCCAACACAUUCGACAACACACCUGCAGCAGAUAAGGGCCCCAGGGCUGUAGGGUGGUCUGGGCUGGCCCCGACAAACACGGAUCAUGGCCAGACCGACGCGAGCUCGCCGCAGCCGCUCCUGGCCCGUAUCCGGGGUCCCUAG